Messenger RNA from Callorhinchus milii (elephant shark), 706 nucleotides. It is a transcript of the gene mrps11, whose product is annotated as mitochondrial ribosomal protein S11. Lineage: Eukaryota; Metazoa; Chordata; Chondrichthyes; Chimaeriformes; Callorhinchidae. Gene Ontology annotation, molecular function: structural constituent of ribosome; small ribosomal subunit rRNA binding; mRNA 5'-UTR binding. Gene Ontology annotation, cellular component: mitochondrial small ribosomal subunit; ribosome. The transcript is spliced from 6 exons. Gene Ontology annotation, biological process: ribosomal small subunit assembly; translation; maturation of SSU-rRNA from tricistronic rRNA transcript (SSU-rRNA, 5.8S rRNA, LSU-rRNA). The record is from RefSeq and is a predicted model, not a curated record. Bases 23 to 580 code for a protein of 185 amino acids.
GAGGGGGGGGGGGAGCGGCGCCAUGUUGCGGGGAUUGUGUGGCCGCUUCAUCCCGGCCUCCAGAGCCGUGGCCCAUGGCCGCCCAGUGCUGACCAGCUCGCACAGGUGGCAGGAGGACACAGGGAGAGAUGGCAGCUCCUCACAGCCUGAACCCACAGCAACGGCUCCCGGCUUCAGUAUUCUGCCCCCAAUGCCGGGUGAGGACAGCCCUCUGCGCUGGGGUGGCAGAAAGUACGAAGAGCUGCCCAUAGCCCACGUCAAAGCAACGUAUAACAACACCCACAUCCAGGUGACGAGCCACCAAGGGGAGUAUGUGGUGCGCACUUCCUGUGGAACGGAGGGCUUCAAGAAUGCGAAGAAAGGCACCCCGAUCGCAGCCCAGACGGCCGGCAUCUCAGCAGCAGUGAAAGCUGCUGUUAAAGGUGUUUCCUUUGUGCGAGUGCAGGUGAAGGGGCUGGGCCCCGGCCGGACGUCUGCCAUCAAAGGUCUUGCGAUGGGUGGCCUGCAGGUUGUUUCAAUCACAGACAACACUCCCAUACCUCACAACGGCUGUCGACCACGCAAGGUCCGCAGGAUGUGAGGCGGUUCCUCACCCCCUCAGCUAAACACUGACUACGUCACACAGAGACAGCGGCUUCUGCUCUAACGUUCCCGUGUAAAUCUGUCUCAGAGUGUACACAACAAUAAAACCUGACUGUCUACUGGG